This is a messenger RNA of Candida dubliniensis CD36, 1329 nucleotides long. RefSeq names its product aspartyl protease SAP30 (gene SAP30). The transcript has a single exon. Gene Ontology annotation, molecular function: aspartic-type endopeptidase activity. Gene Ontology annotation, cellular component: fungal-type vacuole. Bases 1 to 1329 code for a protein of 442 amino acids. The record is from RefSeq and is a predicted model, not a curated record. NCBI's taxonomy places the organism in Eukaryota, Fungi, Ascomycota, Pichiomycetes, Serinales, Debaryomycetaceae.
AUGAGUUUUACAUCAUUGGAAAUGUUGUUUACAAUUCUUAGUUUGCUAGUACCAAGUUUAGCUGUUGCUGUAUCAAAUGCUCGUGAUGCUGUGAAACUCGAUUUAACAAUCUCUGAGGAACACAUGUACUAUGUUGAAAAUGUUGCUUUAGGUACACCUGGGCAGUCUAUUUCAAAUAUUAUUGUUGAUUCAGGCUCUUCUGAUUUGAUGAUUGUGGACUCAAUCUACAAUUUCUCAGCUUCUUCAACCUUUUACAACAGCAAUCAGACUGCUAUUAUGAAAUAUGGAUAUGGUGGCGAAUUCCCAGUUUACUUGGUCAACGAAACAAUCAGCUCCAGAGAUUGGAAGUUAUCCAAUUUGUCUAUGGGAUUGGCAAAUAUUUCCGACAUGGAUUCAUUUUCGGGUAUCUUGGGCAUUGGAUUCACGAGACAAGAGCUAUUCAAGACAAAUUAUCUGAAUUUUCCCUAUUUAUUAAAAGACCAGGGUUACACAAAGAGUGUUUUAUUUUCCUUCAACGGCCAAGAUCAAAACCCAUCUAUUAUAUUUGGGGGAAUUAGUACCAACAUCAUCGAUGGUCCACUAGUUAGAGCACCCUUUAUUAAGGUAAUUAGUUUUAUUAACCAAGUCAAUUAUUGGUUAAUGCCAACAUUCACUGUCAAUCAAAUCAAACUUGGUGAUGCAAUUGUUUCCAACCAGAAAACCUUGUACCAAAUUGAUAGCGGCACUAACGGAUUUGUGCCACCAACUCCGGUUUUAAACAACAUUUUCAAAAUAUUAGGCGAUGACUAUAUUAAAGAUGACAAUGGUAAUAUUUAUUUUGACAUUAAAUAUAUUGAAGGAUUGAACAUUACUUUGAGUGUUCAGGGCUAUGAUAUUGGGUUUCAGCUAGUUGAUAUAGUUGGUGAUACCAUUGAGAGAAACGGUACCACUUUCGUAGCAUUGAAUGUUGCCUCUUGUGAUAUUGGAUACAAUGCAUACGAAGGCCUUUUGCCAAAUUUCAUUUUCAAAUAUCAUUAUGCCAUUUUUGAUUACGAUAAUGCUCAAAUCUACUUUGGAAAGUAUAAGAAUUCAAACAAGGUGGCAAAUAUUGUUGCUGUGACAAAUGGUAAUCAGUUGCCAGUACCCACUGUUGAUGUCCCAAAUGCUGAAGAUACAUAUUCUGUAAUCUAUGUUGCUGAAAGUGAAACUACUGUUGCAAUUGCUCCCACUCGAGUAGAAUCAAGCAAUUCAUCAUUCAAUGCUUCCCAGGUUACUUCAAGUAGUAUAACUUACAGUUCAACUACCGAUGAUGAGUUCACAAGGUCAACCUCCAACUCAAAAUAUUGUUAA